CUCUCUCUCUCUCUCUCUCUCUCUCUCAAGCCAAUCUCCAUCGCUGCAUGUUGUAACCAUUGACUUUGGAAUCCUUGAUCCCCGAAGUAAAGCCCUUGCUUCAUGCCGUGGCCAUGGCUGACACCCACGCGCCUCAAACCGAUCUCGCCACGGGAUUCGCCAUUGGAGAACAGGCUGCUUGAGGAGAUGAACGCGACCGCCCCCGACUCGGGCGGAGUCCUCGGCGGCCACAACAUCGGGGGCCUCGGGUACGGCAUUGGGGUCUCCGUCGGGGUCCUCCUCCUCAUCACCACCAUAACGCUGGCCUCCUACUUCUGCGCACGGAACCUCCAGGGUGCGUCCGCCUCCUCCGCCUUCGCCAGCCGGAGGGUUCGGCGCCUGCACCGGCCACCCCCCGCCACCGAUCAGGAGCGAGUCGUGGUCGUGGUGGAGCAGGGCCUCGCGGAGCAGGGCCUCGACGAGGCCACCAUCACGGGCUACCCGAAGCUGCUCUACUCGGAGGCGAAGCUCGAGAAGAAGGGCUCCACCGCGAGCUGCUGCUCAGUCUGCUUGGCAGAUUACAAGGACACCGACAUGCUCCGGGCGUUGCCCGACUGCAGCCACUUGUUUCACCAGAAGUGCAUCGACCCGUGGCUGCGCCUGCACCCUACGUGCCCGGUGUGUAGGACGUCGCCUCUGCCGACUCCGCUCUCGACUCCGCUCGCGGAGGUGGUUCCGCUCGCAAUUAGGAGAGAUUGAAUCACAUAUGGAUCCUCAUCAAAGAAGGGUAUAGGAUUCUGAAUUGAUCAUGUUUUUGGAUGAAUUGGUUCUACUGUAAAUGAACUCAUGCUCCUCUUCUUCUAUA
Molecule: messenger RNA, 844 nt
Organism: Eucalyptus grandis
Lineage: Eukaryota; Viridiplantae; Streptophyta; Magnoliopsida; Myrtales; Myrtaceae
Product: putative RING-H2 finger protein ATL71
Exons: 1
Coding region: 103-738 (211 amino acids)
Source: RefSeq, a predicted model, not a curated record